Molecule: messenger RNA, 618 nt
Organism: Acanthocheilonema viteae
Lineage: Eukaryota; Metazoa; Nematoda; Chromadorea; Rhabditida; Onchocercidae
Source: the annotation of a GenBank genome assembly
AUGUUGCCAAUAUGGGCAAAAGCAUUCUCGGAUGACUGCGAUGAGGACACGAUAUUGUAUUCGAUUCAGGAAAGAUUUUCUGGAUCAAAUUCUACGAAUAGUGAUAAUACUGGAUACAAAGUUGUCACAAAAAUCCAAAAAUUGACUAAUUUCCUUGAGUGUGGAAUAAUUAAAGGAGCUAUUUGCAUUUUAACUAGUACUGGAACGAUACUUGGAGCAAUUGAGCAAAUCAGUAAAGAAGCGGAACGUUCCAUUAAUGAAACGAUAACCUUUAUUGACAUCCGUUCUAUGCACCUUACAUUCGAUGACAGUUUCUCGUAUGCGAACAAAAAUGCCAAACUCGCUCGUCUGACCUUAAAAGAGGUAAAAGUCGCACGACCCUGGCAGGACUCGAACCUGCAACCUUCGGAUCCGAAGUCCGACGCCUUAUCCAUUGGGCCACAGGGCCCACGCAGCCGUUCUUUUCUUUUUUCUUCAGAUGACAAUACUGAUGAGUCACGUUGGGAUGAUGAGGGAGAAGCACGAGAAGUGUCAUUUGAUGAGGGAAACAUCUCAGAUUCGACGACGGAACGAUGGAAGGAGCGAAGAAUGAAAGUUGUCGAUGAGUCGAAUUGUUGA